AUGUCUUUUUUUGGUUCUGGUCAGAAACCAGCUACAGGAGCUACUAGUUCUCUUUUUGGUACUUCAUCAACACCAACUACGGGUUCUUUAUUUGGUAGUUCUACAUCAAAUGUUACAGGAGGAUCAUUAUUUGGAAGUCCAGCACCAGCUACAGGUUCUUUAUUUGGAAGUGCAACACCAACAGCAAAUAGUGGAUCUUUAUUUGGAACUCCAGCUGCUAAAACUGGUACUUCAUUAUUUGGAACUCCACCAGUUGCAAAUAGUGGUGGGUCAUUGUUUGGAAGUACUUCUACCCCUGCUUCUGGAACUUCUUUAUUUGGAUCAGCAGGUACAACAUCAACUGGUGGAGGUUCUUUAUUUGGAAGUGCUACAACAACAUCUACUGCUGGAGGUUCCUUAUUUGGAAGUGCUACAACAACAUCUACCGCUGGUAGUUCUUUAUUUGGAAGUACAGCAACAGCAUCUACAGCUGGAAGUUCUUUAUUCGGUAGUGCUACAACAACAUCUACCGCUGGUAGUUCUUUAUUUGGUAGUACUACAGUAACGCCAGCCGCAGGAAGUUCUUUAUUUGGAACAACUACAGGAACACCUGCUACUGGAGGUUCUUUAUUUGGUUCUACACCAGGUACUGGUGGUUCUCUUUUUGGUGCAUCUAAUACAACAAGUACAGGAACACUUUUUGGAUCAUCAGCAAAGCCGGCAAGUGGUAGUUUAUUUGGAUCAACUGGUAAUACAUCACUUUUUGGAACAACUCCUGGAACGACGAAUAGUUUAUUCAGUGGUUCUACUGCUGUUUUACCAACAACAGAUACAAAAGUAGAAAGACCAAAAGAUGAAAAUCCACUUGAGGGAGAGGUACCAAAACCUUUGGUAGAUCAAUUUGAAAUGUUAUCUAAGAAAUUAAAAGAGAAUCAAAAUCUCAUUACAGAGUAUUCUUUAAAUUCAGCCGAAAAAUGUCUUCAAAUUGAUGGAAAACUUGAAUCGCUAAGAAUAAUGAUGGAUGAAGAGAGAAAAAAUGUAGGAGAGUUUAAAAACAAAUUUACAACAUUAAAAGAAUCAAGUCAUAAAGAUUAUCUUAUGGCAGAAAUGGUUCACAAAUUACAAGCAUCAUUAGACAAUGGUACUACAUCUGGUGCGCAAGAAUGUAGAAAUUAUAUAAUGUCUUUGGUAAAUGAAUAUAGUCAAUGUAUUCAUAAGUACAAUGAAAGAAUAGAUGAAAUUUAUCGUUUGAUAGAAGAUGAAUUAAGUAAUAACAAAGAAAGGAGGAUUACAGAAGAUGAGUUGUAUGAGAAUCUUAAUAAAUUUGAUCAACAUAUGAAGUCACUGGCAUUUCAAAUAUCACAAAUGGAAGAUGAUAUGCAAUCUAUAAAGAUACUUUUUAUGGAUAAUCAGAAACAAAAGUAUGGUAGAUUUGUCCAAAAUCCUUUUGAUUUUUAA
Strongyloides ratti is the source of this 1437-nucleotide messenger RNA. Its product is annotated as Nucleoporin FG repeat-containing protein. Bases 1 to 1437 code for a protein of 478 amino acids. Lineage: Eukaryota; Metazoa; Nematoda; Chromadorea; Rhabditida; Strongyloididae. The transcript has a single exon. The record is from RefSeq and is a predicted model, not a curated record.